Molecule: messenger RNA, 1555 nt
Organism: Tyto alba (common barn owl)
Lineage: Eukaryota; Metazoa; Chordata; Aves; Strigiformes; Tytonidae
Gene: CFAP90
Product: chromosome unknown C5orf49 homolog
Exons: 3
Coding region: 453-911 (152 amino acids)
Source: RefSeq, a predicted model, not a curated record
CCCCGCUGAACCCCGCGCCUGAGGGGGCGCUCGCUGAAGAGACACCCCCCCCCCCCCCCCCAAUUCCUCACAGCUCGGGAUCCUCUCCUUCGGGUCGGAACGCCACGCAGCAGCGUGGCUUUAUUCGACUUCUCCGCUGAAGAGGGGAUUUCUGAACUGGUGCGAGCUGCCACGGUGCGGGGAAAAAAAAAAAAAAAAAAAAAAAAAAAAAAAAAAAAAAAAGUCGGUCCCUUUCGGCCAGGCGUUGCCCUAACCUUCUCCCCCGGCUUCCAAGGAGCGCCGGGCUGAGGGCGGGCGGUGCCGGAGCUCGGCCCCGCACCUCCCGCCCGGGUGCCCGGGAACCCGCGCUUCCAGCCGAAACCCCCGGCCUCGCGCGGCCUCCUCAGGCUGCGGGGCGCGCCCCGGCCCCGCCGCCCGGGCCCUCCGGGGCGUUGGCGGGCAACGGCGGCAGCAUGGCGGCACCCCCGGGCGCCGCGGCAGCGACCGAGGGGGCACUCGGCGGCCCGGCGGGAAGGGGCCGGCAGCCUCCCGUCUGCGCUCUCUCCGCCUUCAGCGGCGUCCCGACCCGGCGGGAAGGGCCUCCGGAGCUCAGCUACUUCCACCGGGAGGCCAAGACAGGAGAUGUUUCCACUUACGAAGCCAUUUUUAAAAGACCAGAGGGUUACAACAAAAAUCUUCACCGAUGUGACAGAAAACAUGCAAAGAGUCGUGGCCUUAACAUCAAUGAGGAGGAAAUGGCAAGACCUGUUGCUGUUUUGUCAUCUUCAGAGUAUGGGAGACGCAUAAAUAAGCCCGCAGAGCAGCCGAUCAGAGAUCAUGCAAGGAUUAAUCACAUGAAGGCAGAAUUCUACAGGAAAAAUGGCAUCACCUGCUUAUUGGAACAACCAUCUUCAAGCCCAGAUCCAUGCUAAAUCUCCUGUCUCUGUCGUUUCCAGCAGCACCUAUGUGGAAAUAGCCCACCUCGCAUCAAAAAGCAGUAUGGUGUUUUUGCCUUUCCCUCUACAUUUUAGUUAAUGGGAACAAUUUGGAUUAAAAAUAGGAUGAAAUAGCAGGUGUACUUUUCCUCAUGAUAAUUCAAAUGCAUGUCUUCUCUUUGUGGUGUCGUCAAAAUCUCAUGAAAAGCAGCAUCAGCAAGAGCCUAACAUUUUAGGUGGCAACACUGGGAGUGAGACCUGUUGGGUCAACAGCUGUCUUUCUGCAAUUUUAGGGAGUGUUUCUACAUAACUAGUCACAGACUUAACAUUUAAGUAAACUUGCUUCCCAAGGUAUCAAUGGUCACUGACUUCUUAAUCCUUACAGUAUUGCUACAGAAUUGUGAGGCGUCGUUUUAUCUGCACAACAGCUGAAAUGGGGAUUCAACACAAGAUUUUCCAAAAUGGAUGGGCUUACCCAUAAACAGGCAAGUAAAGAAAUAUUUUAACUUACAGAAGUUUCUGUAGAUUUCACGUGGAAGUCAGGUUAAAGGGGGCUUCUGAGUACUUAGCCUUUAAGUAGACAAAAUCUGGGUUUAGCUGAUUUCAGACCUCAAUUUUGCAGACUUUCACAAGUGCCACAA